GUUUGUGCCAGUUGUCCCCUCAAUUGGACGUCUGUGAAAAAACCGCGAGGCUUACCAAGUUAUUGAAAAGUCAGAUACAUUAAAACUUGUCAUAUUUUCGUGUCGGCGCCGGAUUUUUGAUAAGUAGGCACGUGCACUUUAGCCGGAAGCCAAGAUGCCACUGUCCAGGUCUCUGUCGAUGACAUCACUAAGUGGCCUGCCAAUUUGGGAGGAUGAAAAGUUACCUGUGGAAGAUUUACUCCUGUUUGAGGUUGCUUGGGAGGUAACUAAUAAAGUUGGAGGAAUCUACACAGUAAUCCAGACAAAGGCAAAACUGACUGUGGAUGAAUGGGGGGAGAACUUCUUCAUGGUGGGGCCGUACUAUGAGCACAACUUCAAGAUGCAGGUGGAGGAGUGUGAGGCACCAAACCCAGCCAUAAAGAAGGCCAUGGAUGCCCUGAACAACAAUGGCUGUCAGGUGCGCUUUGGCCGCUGGCUGAUUGAGGGCAGCCCCUAUGUCAUUCUGUUUGAUAUCGGCUCUGCUGCCUGGAACUUGGACAGGUGGAAGGCGGAAUUCUGGGAUACCUGUGGGAUCGGACUUCCAUUCCAUGACAGAGAAGCCAACGAUUCCCUUAUCUUCGGAUCACUGAACGCUUGGUUCUUCAAAGAGCUGACAGACCAGCUCCAGGGCGCGCCCCAUGUCAUCGGUCACUUCCACGAGUGGCAGACGGGACCGGGGCUCAUACUGUGCCGUUCGCGGAAGAUCCCCAUGGCAACCAUCUUUACCACACACGCCACCCUGCUGGGCCGGUACCUGUGUGCUGCGAAUGUGGACUUCUACAAUAAUCUGGACAAGUUCAACAUCGAUCACGAGGCUGGGGAAAGGCAGAUUUACCACCGGUACUGUCUGGAGCGAGCCUCUGUCCACUGCUCCCACGUCUUCACCACCGUCUCUGAGAUCACCGCCAUCGAGGCUGACCACAUGCUGCACAGGAGGCCAGACGUGGUAACACCAAACGGUCUGAACGUGAAGAAGUUCUCCGCUGUGCAUGAGUUUCAGAAUCUGCACUCCACAAACAAAGGCAAAAUCCAGGAGUUUGUCCGAGGACACUUUUAUGGACAUCUGGACUUCAAUUUGGAGAAAACUCUAUUUUUCUUCAUUGCUGGCCGGUAUGAGUUCUCCAACAAGGGGGCAGACGUCUUUUUGGAGUCACUGUCCAGGCUCAAUUACUUGCUUAGGGUGCACAGGAACGACGUCACUGUGGUGGUGUUCUUUAUAAUGCCCGCAAAGACCAACAACUUCAACGUGGAGACUCUGAAGGGGCAGGCUGUACGCAAGCAGCUCUGGGACACUGCUCAUUCCGUUAAGGAGAAGUUCGGCAAGAGGUUGUACGACGCCCUGUUAAAAGGGGAAAUCCCUGACAUGAAUAAGAUCCUGGACAAAGACGACUUCACCAUCAUGAAGAGAGCCAUAUACUCUACUCAGAGACACAGCCUGCCCCCAGUGACCACUCACAACAUGCUGGACGACACCACUGACCCAAUCCUGGCCAACGUACGGCGCAUUGGCCUCUUCAACGCCCGCACCGACAGGGUUAAGAUAGUGUUCCAUCCAGAAUUCCUGUCUUCCACCAGUCCUCUGCUCCCUAUGGACUAUGAGGAGUUUGUGCGCGGGUGCCACCUGGGCGUUUUCCCUUCUUACUAUGAGCCCUGGGGCUACACACCAGGUGAGUGUACAGUGAUGGGGAUCCCCAGUGUGACCACAAACUUGUCUGGGUUUGGUUGCUUCAUGGAGGAACAUGUCUCAGACCCUACAGCGUACGGGAUCUACAUUGUGGACCGGCGAUUUCGUUCGGCAGAUGAGUCCUGUAACCAGCUCACACAGUUCAUGUUUGGGUUCUGCCAGCAGUCCCGUCGACAACGCAUCAUCCAGCGGAACCGCACCGAGAGGCUCUCGGACCUACUGGACUGGAGGUAUCUGGGAAGAUUCUACAUACAUGCUCGACACCUGGCCUUAAGCAGAGCCUUUCCAGAAAAGUUCAAGAUGGACCCAACCGCACCUCCAACUACGGAAGGUUUCCGCUUCCCUCGUCCUCUUUCUGUGCCUCCCUCUCCCUCUGCCUCUCUGCACUCCACCCCUCACCACAGCGAUGAGGAAGAUGACGAGCCUUAUGAUGAUGAUGAGGAGGCAGAGCGUGACCGACAGAACAUCAAACAAAUCAAUUAAAUUAAUAAUUGAAUGGCCAGAACAGUCAGCCUAAGGAGAAUAGCAACUGGGGCAAUCCUAAUGGUCACUGGCAGCUUCACACAAACCUUUCUCCCAUUUUCAACAACCCAACCCAAAGCUCUCACUUCCUCUCACAGCUCUCUCUGGUUUCCAUAGCCUCCCUCACUCUAUAGCUGUGACCCCCCACAGCCCUUCUCCUCAUGCUACACCACUCUACCUGGCUCCACCCAUAGCCUUUCUCCUUGUUCUAGUCCUUCAAUUUUCCUGCCUUUAACCGUUGGAUGGUAGAAGACUGUGAUAAAUUCCAUGGCAAUGGACUUAGAUUAUGUUGGUCAAUGUUUUUUUUUAUUUCUGCAGGAGAAAUGUUAUUAAAUACUUAGAAUGGAGUAUUGCCAUACAAUCGAUACCACUUACCAUAAAUGUGCAUGCACAUUGAUAUGCUUAGAUGCUGCAAUGUUAUACCAUAGAACAGCAAUUAAUUGAAUUUAUAAACAGCUAUAAACAACACAUUAACAAACUGUACAAUUCCCAGAGUAAGGCAAUCGGCACUUGCCAUGGUGCUAGAAACACUGCAAUGAGCAAUUUGGUUCUUAAGCAUGCCUUUAUCAACACAAACAAUAUUACUUUGAUGUUAAUACAUUUAAUCCAGUGUUGGAAAACUGAAUUUCCUGAGGGCUACUUUCUUAAUAACAAAACUGUAGAAAUAUCAUUAAUGUUGUGAGCCCCCCACUAACCCAAUGGCGAAGUUAGCUGUGCAGGGCAAAGGUAUCUGUCUUUGUCCUUCAGGUGCUGUUGGAAAGAGGUUGAUGUUGUUAAA
Messenger RNA from Conger conger (European conger), 3023 nucleotides. RefSeq names its product glycogen synthase 2 (gene gys2). Gene Ontology annotation, molecular function: alpha-1,4-glucan glucosyltransferase (UDP-glucose donor) activity. Bases 155 to 2206 code for a protein of 683 amino acids. Gene Ontology annotation, cellular component: cytoplasm. Lineage: Eukaryota; Metazoa; Chordata; Actinopteri; Anguilliformes; Congridae. Gene Ontology annotation, biological process: glycogen biosynthetic process. The transcript is spliced from 17 exons. The record is from RefSeq and is a predicted model, not a curated record.